Caenorhabditis elegans is the source of this 1218-nucleotide messenger RNA. RefSeq lists its product as uncharacterized. The record is from RefSeq and is marked reviewed. NCBI's taxonomy places the organism in Eukaryota, Metazoa, Nematoda, Chromadorea, Rhabditida, Rhabditidae. The transcript is spliced from 2 exons. The coding region runs from base 17 to 955 and encodes 312 amino acids.
AGGUUUCAUUUCAAGAAUGUCACCAUCUUUACAAAUGCCAGCGUCUUGUGCUGAACAAGAAAAAUUAGAAGAAAUGUCUAAUUACGCAGAGUCUUAUGAGUCCGACUAUGAAGUCGACCCACAAGAACUGCAUUAUUAUAAUUUGUUUGAAAAGCCACGUGGAGAGCGCAGAUGGCUGGGAAAACAUCACCAUGGUGGAAAGGAACGCCUUCACAAUGCAGUGAAGGAUAGGACCUUCAUCGAGAAAAAUAUUAGGGCAGCAGAGCCGUUGAGCAAGAAAGCCAUCAACCGAAUUGAUGCAUCUACAAAUGAUAAUUUGAAGCUCAAUGUAGUGUACUCUGUCAACAAGAAAAAUCGUUGGCAAAAUGCCAAGACAACUUUCCUUUUGGCCGGAGCUCCAGAAAAUGUGAAUGCAGAAGUUGUUGAGAAAAAUGGAUUGGCGCAAUUUGGAUUCAUCUACCCAGAGAAGUCAACUUUUGCUGUUCACUCAAGAGUUCUUAACAAAGAAUACAAACAGGGAGAAUUUGAAAUCAGAAGUGCCAAAACAUCAUCAGCGAGAGGACAAGAUUAUUCGAAUUUCCUCUCGAAAUCUAGAGAGUUUAGCAAGAAAUCUAAUGCAAAAGUGAUGGCACUACGAAGUGAGAAAGUCGAUGAAAAUGUCAAGAGCCAACCAACAGUAUCUUACAAUAUCUAUAAAACUCAUAGAAGCCAAGAUGUUGUUGGAAAAGAAAUGUUCAAAGCCAAAGUCGUUUCAAAGUCAAGGAGACAUCGUCCAAAUAAAAAGGUUGAUAUGGAGAAUUAUGAUGAUUUGGAUGAAGAAUUUGAAGAUGAUGAAGACGAAAUUGUGGAUUCACAUCGUCCUACUGAUGUUCUCGAUCUUGCUGCCUUCAAUGUGAGAUCUCUGUCAAAACAAGCCCAUCCCAAACACCAAAAGGAGAAUCUAUUCAAAAAUUGAGGAAAGCAAUGAAUUACGAAUUAAUUUUUUAGUUGUUUGUGAAUAAUUGAACUCGAAAAAAUCAUAAAUUAAUUGAUUCAAUUUCUCAUCGUAUCAUUUCUUAUUUUGUAAGCAAGUUAUGAAAGUUUGACUUUGAAAUUGCAUUUUUCCUAGAAGAAAAAUCUGAAGAUGCUCUUCUUAUGUGAUAAAUUUCAAACACUCAAUUGAUUGAUUCAAUGCAAAACUAAUAUUUGAUUGUUAAUGAAUCUGAAAAAUUGAUGUAA